AUGUUUUUUUGCUGUUGCAAACAACGUAACGUUAGUGAGAAAGUUGAGAAGAAGGAGAAGGUGAAGAAGGAGAAAAAGACGUCCUGGUGGCGUCGAUUCUUUAAGCGGAGAUCAGACAGAGGAUCUCCGAAAGACACACAUUCAGUGGAGAAUGCAGAAAAGCCCAACACUGAGAAGCAACGGAGUCUGAAAAACGACUACAAAGUGGGCAAAUCGAUAGGUGCAGGAGGAUUCGGAGCAGUUUAUGAAGGGACGAGAAGAUCGGAUGGUCUUAAGGUGGCAGUGAAGUUUGUGAAAAAGAAUCAUGGGCUGCCAUACGUCAUUAUUCCUCACCAUCCCAUCCCCAUACCGACAGAGGUGGCUCUUUUGAUCCUAGCGAACAAAGGGCCCAGAGCACCUGAAAUAAUAGGCCUCAUAGACUGGUAUGAUGAGCCUGACAGGUACAUCAUAGUAAUGGAGCGGCCCCCAGGCUUCAAGACUCUGUCCAGAUUCGUGAAAAAGUUUGGAUACAUCACAGAGGAGACAGCACAUUGCAUAAUGCGCCAAGUCGUACAAGCUGUGCUCGUCUGCACUGAAAGAGGGGUCUUCCACCGAGACAUCAAGCUUGAGAACCUGCUGAUCAACAAGAAAACCAUGGAGGUCAAACUGAUUGAUUUUGGGGCCGGUGAGCUCCUCUGGCCAAUUCCUUAUAGGUCAUUCAUAGGCACAGAUGUGUACUGUCCGCCCGAAUUGAACAUCAGAGGGAGCUACUACGCUGAGCCAGCUACAGUAUGGUCCUUGGGGAUUUUGUUGUUCCGGCAGGUGAUGGGGCGCUACCCAAACAAAACAGACCACGCGAAGUUUGCCAAAGAUAGGUGGUCCUCACAUUUGUCUGCAGAAUUCCGCCAUCUGAUUGGCUGGUGCCUACAGCAGAAUCCAGACAACCGGCCUAAGCUGAAGGAAAUCCUCCUACAUGCUUGGUUUCAGGAAUCACCUGAAGAUCAAAGUCAUGGCCCAGCUGCAAGACAAACAAAUAUUCCUGUGCCAAAAAUGGCGCAGUUACUGCGCGUUCACACCGCCAGCGACACCCAGCGACAAUGCGAGGCGAUGCCAUUCAUUUCAGUGGAGGGCCGGCGACUUCCGGCGACACGAGCGACAGUGGCUGUAUUGGCUAGAAGGGAUACACCACAACCGACAGUGAUCGUCGGCGACAAGAAGUGGACGUGUCUAGCGACGCGACAAAGAUGA
Triplophysa rosa is the source of this 1227-nucleotide messenger RNA. Its product is annotated as serine/threonine-protein kinase pim-2-like. Gene Ontology annotation, cellular component: cytoplasm. The record is from RefSeq and is a predicted model, not a curated record. Gene Ontology annotation, biological process: negative regulation of apoptotic process; protein autophosphorylation; regulation of mitotic cell cycle. The transcript has 6 exons. Gene Ontology annotation, molecular function: protein serine/threonine kinase activity; ATP binding. Lineage: Eukaryota; Metazoa; Chordata; Actinopteri; Cypriniformes; Nemacheilidae. The coding region runs from base 1 to 1227 and encodes 408 amino acids.